AUGAACGCCGGCGCUUCAUUCAGUCCCUCGGGCAGCCCAGUCGACUUGGCCUUCCGUCCUCCCAUCAUUGUCAUCGAGGACACCGACCGUGUUUACCCAGACUCACCUCCACCGCCGGUGUCGCAGUCUCCGGGCAAAAGUCGACUUAAACGGGUCGUCACGCGUACUUCGCUCAAUACCCUGGGUCACGGGCCGUCCUCACCCUCGUCCUCGCCUCCUCGCCUUGCAGGCAUUGCUCGGCCUCCGGACCGCGCUACCACGACACGCUCAAGUUCCUCGUCUCCUCCAGAACGACCCGAGAGUCUUCCUCAGCUGGACGGCCCCGCGAAACGCGCACCGUUAGAGCAUGCUGGCUCACAUACUGCCGGCUCACAUACACCUCCCGCGCACGCGUCUCCCAAGCGCUCUCCUACAUUCACACCUCGUUUGGAGCCUGUCCGUUUAGAUCAGCCGCAAAUAGACCGUAUCGUCAACGAGGUCGUCGCUCGCUUGCAGCCCGUGCUACAUACCGCACCUUCUCCACCCGCACCUGCUUCACGCUUACCGCAAUCGACGGAGAAUGCGUGCCGGUCUACGCCCCACAACACACCCCAAUCGAUAGCUUCAAACUUAGUAGGGUCGGAACGGCACUCUACGGCAAGCUCCGGCUCUCUACCCGUCCCAACGCCCUACGUCGCCCCCUCUGAGCUCCCACCGACAACGUCCACCCCGCCACAUCUCGACGCUAACAUCGUCGAGCAACUGCGGCUGGCUGCAGCGGAGCGCCGUCACAUUCUGGUGUCAGCAGGGGAAGCCCUGGACAGGGAAGAGCAAGCUUUGCGAAGGGCGCGUAAAGUCUAUGAGCGUGCCGUUCGAAAGGAGCAAGAGCAGAGUUCCAGAGAGACGGCUCAUCGUGAGGAGCGGCGCAACGCCCGAGACGCGUGCAAGACGGCCGAGUAUGCUGUCAAGGCAGCCGCGGUGCAGUAUAAGCAGGCGAGGGUCGCAGAAGACUUGACUCGGAAGGCAUAUCUGGAGAUGGCUACUCUCCGCCAGUCGACAAGUCCACGUCCAGCUGGCGCCAGCAUAUCACCUGUCGCGUCUAGCACGGGAUCACCAGUCACCAGUCACCGAUCGGUAGACGAUGUGCAUGACCGGGGAUCUGAAGGGGCUCAGUCCACGAUUACCGUCACGUGCGGAUCCAAUGAUGGUAGUCCUCGACUUCCCGCCAAGGUGGCCGGCUCCCGCAGGAGCAGUCCGAUAGCAGGACAGAUUCAUCUCGCUGCCAGUCAUGAAACGGGAACCCCAGGGAGUAUGCCGGACGCAGGCGGCAAAAUCGCCCUCAUGAGUCCGCAAGUUGCCGCUGUACUUGGGGAUGUCUUACAGUGCACUGAGAAGCUCCAUGAGCUCUCUCAAUUGCUCUCUCCUGGCCAGGACUUUCUACUCAAGUCACCGUCAAGUGUUCUUGAUACUGUGAUUCAGAGCUUCUCCCGCCGACAGGACACGUUCAUCUCCCAGGUGGUCUAA
This is a messenger RNA of Peniophora sp. CBMAI 1063, 1503 nucleotides long. The record is from the annotation of a GenBank genome assembly. Lineage: Eukaryota; Fungi; Basidiomycota; Agaricomycetes; Russulales; Peniophoraceae.